Messenger RNA from Onychostoma macrolepis, 8231 nucleotides. It is a transcript of the gene bpnt2, whose product is annotated as 3'(2'), 5'-bisphosphate nucleotidase 2. The coding region runs from base 331 to 1356 and encodes 341 amino acids. Gene Ontology annotation, cellular component: endomembrane system. The transcript has 6 exons. Gene Ontology annotation, biological process: phosphatidylinositol phosphate biosynthetic process. The record is from RefSeq and is a predicted model, not a curated record. Lineage: Eukaryota; Metazoa; Chordata; Actinopteri; Cypriniformes; Cyprinidae. Gene Ontology annotation, molecular function: 3'-nucleotidase activity.
AAAAAAAAAGCAAGCAAGCCACAACGGUGGACGUGGAAUGCAUACAGUAUUACUCGCUGUCACAGCCAUGGAUCUGUCACUGUGAGAAAGCAGAUAUUAGUACGGAGACUGGGGAAAAUACUACAAUGAAGGAAGCUUUCGCUUGACUUAAUUUGGAUUUGACCAGUGAAGGAAAUAAGUAACUUUCGAUUAGCUCGCACGUUUUUCUAAUCGUUUGCGUUAUACGUGCGUUCAAAUUACGUGCAAAUGCUCACCAAAGAGAAACACGUCUAGUUUAGCUGUUGCCCUGUUCUCAUAUUCAUCGGCUUUGCUCGCACGUCCGGCUUUGUGAUGGCUCCAAUGGGCAUCCGGCUGUCCCCGCUCGGCAUAGCCGUGUUCUGCUUGCUGGGAGUCGGUGUGAUCUAUCACCUAUACGCGGGAGUUUUAUCCAGUAGAAUCGCCUCAUUCAGACAGAAAAGGACUGUGGAUCUGAGAGACCUGCUCGCGCUGUCCAUGGAGGCUGCGGUGCAGGGCGGACGGGAGGUGAAGAGGAUCAGGGAGGAUAACACACUAGAGGAGAAGUCAAAGGGCAAAACAAAAGAAGGGGCCAGUGAAAAGCUCACGCUGGGUGAUCUGAACUCCCACCGCAAGAUGUUCUACUUGAUCAAGAACACCUACCCUUAUAUACAGGUGAACUCAGAAGAACAUGCUAAUGCCGAGGGUGAGGCCACUGUGUGGACACGCAUCAUCCCUGAAGAAAUUCUGGGAAAGAUCUCAGGGGUGAAGGAGGUUCCUGCAGAAAGGAUCACAGUGUGGAUUGAUCCACUGGAUGCCACUCAGGAAUACACAGAAAAUCUCCAGAAGUAUGUCACCACUAUGGUGUGUGUGGCUGUGGACGGGGAUCCUGUUAUAGGCGUGAUUCACAAACCCUUCACUGGGUACACAGCAUGGGGUUUUGUUGGAGAGGGAUCCAAUGUGGCACCUCGUGCUUCCUACAACACAAACUUUCCUAAGGUGAUUGUUUCACGCUCACACUCAGGCAAGGUGAAGAGCUUUGUUCAGGUGGCCUUUGGCAACAAUACGGAAAUUAUACCAGCAGGGGGUGCAGGAUAUAAGGUACUAGCUCUUCUAGACCCCACUGAUGAAGAACAAGAGACAGCCGAUAUUUACAUCCAUGUGACGUACAUCAAAAAAUGGGAUAUCUGUGCGGGUGAUGCGAUCUUGAGGUCUCUUGGUGGUCAAAUGACAACUCUCAAAGGAGAGCAGAUUGAUUACUCUGGGACAGAGGGAAACAAGGGUGGCCUACUGGCAAGCAUUAAAACUGACCACAAGGCAUUGGUGAAAAGACUUCCACCCUGGGAAGAGAGCAAACAAUAAUAAAUCACUGCCCGGUCCUGUCCCUAACACUCAUUUUCUUUGGUACCACAAAGUUGUGUAGAAAUAUGAGGAAAUAAAAGAUUUGCUUAUGACACUAUGAGUGAACCAACAUCAGUGAAUGAGUGAGUUUGAAAACUGCUACAGGUUAUAAACAAAGGAAGUGUGCCUUUGGGUUGUACAGGUCAUUAGCUAUGUAUUUUGUGACACAUUUAAAGAAUGUUUGAGUGAAAGUGAAGUAAAAGUGCGGUGUCAAUUCAUGAGGUCACCUUUAUUUUAAUAAUUAAUCUCUGAGGUGAACCAGUAGCUUUAUUUCAUUUCCUGUUUGUUUUUUGAGAGUGUUGUUUCAAAAAUGGCUGGUAAAACCAGUUUUAAAUGGUUUUGGGUGAAGAUUUAACUGUGAAUCCAGAGAUAACUUGAAUAUGACAUCCUUAUGCAUAGCACUACUUCUCAUAAUUGACUACACUGCUCCCCUUGGUGGUGUGUUUUCAGUUUUGUGUGUCAGAUCUCAAUUUGUAAGGUUUAUACACUGAUACCUGAAUUGCAGUGUGAUUAGACUACAUAGGUUUAAGCACCACAUGUAAAUAAGAAUACAUAAUACAGUAUGUUAAGGUAUAAGUCUUUUGUUUUUAAGAAAAGUUGGAUAGAAAGUUAAAUUGGAUUUAAUGGAGUAGAUCCACAGACAUUACUGGGUGAUUCAUUCACAUCUGUUGUAGAACUUUCACUGUGAUUGCCAGUUUAAAAAAAUGUAUUUUUGUAUGAGUAUUCAUACCCUUGCUAUGAUUGUUUGUUGAGUCCCUAUGGAUAGUCAUGGUACUGUUUCCCUUCUGACAAAAACCUUGUGUGCAUGAAAAAAAGAAGAAAGAAUAAAAGCAGUAAUUUGGGGAAUGGGGGAAAAUCUGCAUGUGCCAUUUUACAGAUCUUGUCUGAUAUUUGAGGCAUGUAAUUUGGCUUCACAUUGAUAGAUGUCUUCAUUCUGCCUUUUUUCCCCUGCAUAAAUAAAAUGAUGGGUUUUAUGGAGUGAACCUUAUUUUUAUUUAUUUAUUUUUGUGCAAUAGCAUACACAGCUGUGAAAAUGGUUAUUAAAUCUAAAACCUUAUAAAAUUUUAAUUAUUUGAAAUAAACAUUAACUGAAAUAAAAUAUAUGAAAAAAAAGGCAAGGCAAUAUUUAUGACUUUAGUUUAACUUGAUGUAGGCCUACUGAAAUAAAACUGAAAACAACAAAAUGACUAAAAAUUGGAACUAAAAUAAAAAUGGAAAAUUAAAACUUGAAUCUUUUUUUCUUUAAAAAAUAAAAGCAUAUUUAAAUGUGCUUUUAUUACAUUUAAAUGAUCUAAACAUCUGUUAGCAGAUUUUUAGCAGUAUUGGUCAACACAUCUUAAAGAUGUUCAUAAAUGUGAGCCAACAAGAGCAUCAGUUUGUCCACCACAAGGUGGCAGGAUAGUUUUAUCUUGUGUUUUUAUACAUGCUUGUAGAGUAAGUACUUGUAUUUCAUAUGUUCAUAUAAAAAGUAUAAUAUGCUAAACAAAAACAUGUUUUUAUGAUCAUGGAGCCAUAUUUAGUUUCUUGACCAGCAUAUUUUACAUAAAGCAUUUUACAAGACCAGCAUUUUAAAACACAAAUCGGAGUGUGCAGUGAACACAGCAGGCAGUGAAGCUGAGCCACUCAAUUCUUGUUUUCCUGUUUCCACACCAUCACACUCUUGCAGCUUUAAAUUAAUUGUCCAGCACCUCACAGCUAGCUAUGCCACACUGUCUUUCUGCAAUCCUCAUGUUUUUAUUUCAGCAGACGUCUUAUAUUAUCACAGCAUGCCAUUCUAACCCUCUGUGACAGAUCCUAAACUCCAGUGCGUCACUGUUCCAACAGCAACAAUGUAGAAUUAGACAAAAGUCAUGCCAAUCUCCUGAGAUGGCUUUUAUCGAAGAAAGAGCAAAUCCAUAUUUACAGUAGGUCAAUCGGUGGGAUAGAUUAAUAUGUUUGAAAUAAAAGUUUUACCUUAUUACAAAAAGUAGGCCUGUUUAAUAAUGUGACAUAUGUAUAUGUUUCCUGCUCAUCAAAAACACAACUGGCUGCUGAUUCUUGCCAUGAUCAGCAUAUUUAUGGAUUAUUGCAUUAUUCAUAGUUACAAUCUAUUACCAUCUCACUGGUCAUAUUGAUGUGUUGCUAAAAGGCUUGCUGACAUUUCUUUGAUGUGCUAAAGAGAAUUGCACUUAAUGGUGUUUUUAUUCACCAUGUCUGGCUUGGCUCCAGAAUACAGAUGUUCUUGGUAAAAUGUUGAUUUACGUGGCCGUUUACACACCUCGUGUUUCUAUAAAUUGUUUGUCCCAGUACAGUUGUGUUCAAAAUGAUUCAUACUCUUAGUAAAUGUGAAAGAAGGCAGUGAAAAUAAGUCUGCAUUGUUUAUUCAUUUAAUCUUUCAUUCAAAAGUUAAAAAAUAUAACCUUUAAAUGAAGUAAAAAAAAUAAAAAUAAAAAGGCCAACCCAGUCCUCUGACCUGAACCCUAUAGAAAGUGGGUGGGGUGAACUGAAGAGGAGAAGCACCAACAUGGACCUGGAAAUCUGAAAGGUCUAGUGAUUCUGGAUGAAGGUCUUUGAUCUCUUGUCAAAUAUUCUUCAAACUCAUCAGGCAUUACAGGUGAAGACUCUGUUAUCUUGGCAAAUAGUAAAAGAGAAUGAUUAAUUGUGGCCAACAAUGUGUAUUAGAGAAACACAUUUAUUUCAUAAUGAGAUUUCCUCCCCCAUUUUAAAAUUCUUAUUCCAAUGAGUUACAAUGUUUUUUGUUUUGUUUUUUAAAUCAAAAAUAUAAAGGAUUAACAUUUAUGCAUUUAGCAGACGCUUUUAUCCAAAGCGACUUACAUUGCAUUCAAGUUACAGUUUUUACAUUUGAUCAGCUCUUGCUUUCCCUGGGAAUCGAACCCAUGAUCUUGGCGUUGCUAGCGCCAUGCUCUACUAAUUGAGCUACAGGAAAGCCAAUGUAUAUUUAGUUUCACAGCCUUCUUUGAUCAUAUUUACAAAGGGUAUGAAUAAUUUUGAGCACAACUGUAUAUACUUUAUAUAUUCCUUACAAAAGUAUUCCGAAGGAGUGGAUUACAGAUCUACAAUGGCCUUCAUAAUAAUAUUAAUUAUAAUAUUUCUUGAAUAAUUAUUAAUCAAAGUUAAAUUUAUGCAGAGGCAUGGGAAGUGGGGGUGCUGACCCUGCUAAAAAAACAAAACAAUAGAAGCCCAAUAGAAACCAUCACAGAAAUUCCAAUGGUUUCCAUUAAAAUACCAUUAUAAACCAUUAGCUUUUUCCAGUAAAACCAUUACAAAGUUCCUUUUUGUAGUGUGUUUUGGGCAUUUUUCCAAUAGGAUUUAACAUCCCACCAAUAGAAUCCGUCACAUACCAGUAGACACCAUUAUAGUUUCCAUUAAAACCAAUACAAUUCCCAUUAUAACCAUUAAAACCAUUACAUUUUUGAGAGGUUCCGGUUUCCGCUCGAAGGUGGGAAGCGCAGAGCUCUGCCGAAACAAUACAUUAAUAUAAUCGUCUGAACUCUCAAAAGUUAACAAAGCAAGGACCAAAUGUAAUAUGGUAUUACCCUAGUACCCUAACAACAAAACUUCUGCUAUGAAGAGGAACUUGCGGAUGGGUAAAUCGAAACAAAUUAAAAAAACGCUAAGUCCCUUCACAGUCUGCAGUCCAAAAAUGGCGGAGAAAGAAACGGAGACUACACAAUUAAACACAUCGGAGAGUUUGAUCUCGCUACAGACACUAAGAGAGGAACUACAGGCAUCCAGAGAAGCAGUGCUGGGGCAGUUAAAAGCUGAGAUAACGACUUCGUUUAAUGAUAUCAAAGCAAAUAUUUCCUCUCUGCGCGAAGAGACGAAAGUGGACAUUCGUGCUAUACAUGAAGAGCUAGCCGGUGAGCUAGCAUGCCUGCACUCGGUACAUGCAAAGACAGUUAGUAAUGUCGAGGAAAUGGGAAACACCCUUAGCGAAACCAUAGAUAGAGUAACAGCACUGGAACAACCACAACAGGCGAUCGCUAAAGAAUAUAAGAAAUUACAGGACAAAUGCCUGGAUCUAGAAAACAGAAGCAGGAGGCAAAACCUUCGCCUGGUGGGCAUUAAAGAAUGAGCUGAAGGUGGGAACAUGAUCAGAUUUCUGAUAGACUUCUUUUCGAUGAGCUUGGUGCUGAGAACUUUACCUCGGAUGAUAGACCGAGCGCAUCGUAUCACUGUAAAAACUAAAGGUGCCUCAAAGAUCCUUUUGAGUACUCGAGGAACUUCAAAAUGUAAUUUAAGUGCCUCAAAGCUCUUUUUUUCAUUAUAGGGUUCCUGGAGGAACCAUUUCAGUCUUUGCAGUUCUUGCAAGAACUUAUGGGAUCCUUGAAGCACUUUGUUUCCAGUUCUGAGGUUCUGGAGUCACCCUUUCAUUACACUGAGACCUCAAGUGCUCUGGAAGUUCCUGGAGGAACUCAAAUUUUAAAAAAUGGUUAUUGUAAGAUCUGUUAACAUUGAAAUGGUUCCUGGAAGAUCUGACUUGUAAAAGCCACUCUCUGGAGGAACCCAGAGAUUCAUGUGACAGAAAUGAAAUAGGACUGAUUAUUAUUAUUGUUAUUAUUAUUAUUAUUAUUAUUAUUAUUUAAUUUUUCGGAAUGGUACAGAACGUAAUCACUUUUGUGGCACUUGGCAUGUGAAAAAAAAAAACUUGGGCAUGAUUAGAAAAGGCUCAAUAGUCUUACAAAUUGUCAAAAUAAAAGAAGAAGGGACAUGCAAAAUCUACAAAUCAGCCAUGUAUUUCUAAAAAUUAUGUCUGAAAACACUGUUUUCAGCAAUAGGGAAUAUACACAUAUAAGGCCAUACAGGCAGUGGCUACACCAUGGUAUUAUAGAUUAUUUUCUUUAUUUCUUUCUGCCAGAUUGCACUUUUAUAUGCCUCCAUUUGUUGGAUUUUAAAUACUUUUGUUGUAUAACUUAAAUACUGCAAUAACUAAAAAUAGUUUUUAGUUUAGAAACAAAUGUAAAAUUAUUUGAAGGUAGAUAUUGUUUUCCCUGAAACUUUAAAGCAAACGUUAAAAAUAUUAUUGAACUAAAUAUGGCUCAACACAUUGAUUUCAUUAAGAAUACACUAAUUAUAACAAUCAGUAGCUACAAGUGUAAUAUUUUGAAUUUUUAUUUCCCUUAUGAAAUAACUUUCAGUUAUUCAGAAAUAAUUGUUUAACAAUUAAUAUAAUAAAAAAAAGUAUGCUGUUGUCAAGAAGAAGAAAAUGUACUAGGGCUGGUGCGUCCUCGCGCACCUGCUGUCUGCUCGCGCGCGCGGAAAUGCGAUUUAAGUUAAGUAUCAUUAACGGUUCCUCUCUUCAAAGAAACAACUACAGCGCAGGACUGUCUAACAAAAGGUGAAUAAAUUCUCCAAAAUAAAUAUACUGUACAGAUUUACUAUUUGUACACAAAUUUCUGUACUGACACGCUUACUGAAUGUUUUUAUAUUUAAAUGUUUGUUUAACCGCUAAUUUAAUAGCCGCGAUGCUAACUAUCAUAAUGAACUUCAUGGGACGAAAUGGAGAAUAUUAAAUCACAAACGGUGAUUUUUAGUCAGCUUUGUUCAUUAUGUUCACUUUUAGUCAUUGUAACGCUCUUCUUUUCUGAACUAAUUUGUUGUCUUUUACGUUUGUUAAAUCGUUACCCAUCCAUGUUACAUGUAGACUAUCUAAUUUAUUUAACUUAUUUUUCGAUUCAUUUAACUUACAGAAAAAAAAAUGUUUUUGUCCUUUUCUCUCCUCAGAAUGUAUACAUACUUGUUCUCUUAAAAUUUCACAGGGUUCACUGAGCAGCACUAAUGUAAGUAGGCCUAUUUAUUUUUUUACUUUGAAAUAACUGAAAUAGUGUUUCAGAGUGAGGCCUAACGUUAAUCCAAAAUUAUAUAUGAAUCCAGUCUUAUAUACACUAUUAACCUUACACUGAAUUGAAUUAAAAAGUUUAUAAUUUUUUAUCCAUGUUUUCUUUUUUUUUCUUUUUUUUUAGCAGUUAAUGAAGAGGUUGUAUGUUUCAUGAAUAUCGCUCUGUAGUGGACUGCUGGAGCUGCUAAUGUCUCUUGCUGGCUGACAAUAAAUUGAUCUCUCUGGACUUACCUCAUCUUUUGAAGGUGUGUAAAUAAGUUAACAAUUGCGGAGAAACAUCAGAAACCGCUCUAAAACAUUCAAUUACUUAUACUUUAUGUUUUUUUCCCCCCUUUUAUUUUCUUCUGAGAAAUCCGAGCCUUGCUCCUGAUCCUGCUGUGCUGGACUGUAUAUGAUUAAUUGAGAAUCAUACACUAACUGUGGUAAUGGAGACCCAUUUGGUGAGAGCAGCACUGCAGAUUUUCCUGAUGGUGAGGAGCUACUUGCUGACGAACCUACCAACAUGAUUUCACCUUAUACUAUAAGUGCCUUUGUUCUAUUCAACAUUAUACAGAAAAGCUGUUAAACGUACAGCAAAGUGUACUAUUUUUCUGCUGCAUUUGUUGGGUAUUCAAGAGGAGAUCAUCAAGCUACCUACAGCUGUCUUGAGGCUUAUCAAUUUCUUAAAAUUUCCUGUGUGAAUUUUACCAAUCUGUGACCUCCAUUUAGAACAAGAAAGAAUGUUAUCAUUGACUGCAAUGUACAUUAAAUUUGUAAUUAAAUUUGCUCAUUUGAAUUGUACUAUUUUUGAGGUAUGAUUGUUUUAAACUUCUAAGAUAUUUGAGUCACAUUUAUUUGUUUAUGGUUUUGUCAAGGUGUAAGUUUUAUUUUUAUUUUUUUAUAACAAUAUUAACACUGGUGUUCCCAUGAAUUGGAUUGUGUUGUGCAGUAUUGAUUAUUUAUAUGAAACUUCUAUGGAUAUUGUUGUUGUUAAUCAAUAAACGAUGUUUGAUAUGUA